CCAAAAAUUUCUCCCUUAGAUCUCCUCCUCUCCUACGCUCGUUGUAUCUUGUAAAUUGUAAAUCUCUCCUGGUUUCCGUUUCCCGAAGACCAUUUUGUUGUACUGUCACAUUCUCUCUCUCUCGCGACAUGGACGACGGAAUCGAGCCCUCGACCUCGUCUCCAUCGUCGUUAAACAAAGAACCAGUGUUUCUUCGAGCAAGAAGAGAGCCAUUCGAGUACGGACUUCUCCCAAUAUCGAAGCUCAUCUUCUCUGACCGGACGGCAACCCUAGGUCCCCUCAAGGAAAAGCUCAUCCAACGAGCCUCGUCCUCUCCUCCACGAAUCGACGCCGAUGGCAUUUCCGAAGUCCUUCAGAUCUCGAUCGAGAAUGCUCAUCUCGUUCUUGACACCCUCGCCGCUGUUCUCCCCUCGGAUUCCGAUCCCCUCGUUUCUGCCAAGCCUCACGAGCUUGGUUCGGUCGGUGCCAAUGUUGAUGAUCUGAUUUUGUUUCUUUAUAUCCAAUCCUACAAGAGGCUUCUCCCUAAAACGCAUAAGGACUCAGCUUCCGUUGCUGAUGUCUGGCCUUCCACUUCUGCGUUCGACGGCUACUUGUCGGCCCUCUCCCCCAUGCAGCUUGUGCGUACCAACAGCCGUCGGUUUAUGCCAUCACAAGCUGAUGAAGAGGCCCAUCAGUUAUCCUAUUUAGAGAAGCACAUGGAAAACAUUAUAGCACUACUGGCAGAGCCUGUUGAAGGCAAUGAUGAGGAAACUCUGGUUUUGACCUUUGAAAGGUUUGAGCAUCUUGGAUUCCUCAUGCAAUUUGGUGAAAAGGGGUCUGAAGGAAUUCCAUUGAAUCAGGCUGCACCGUUUUUUGCAAAUUCAGAUCCAAACAUGCCUUCUGUCCCCAUUCCAGCAGCACAAGUUCAUGAAUGGAUUCUACAAAAUAUAGCUGAGGCCUUAGAACAUAGUUCAGAAAGAGUUUCUUCAAAAGAAAAUGGGUCACCCCAUACCCCUGACCAGGAUGUUGCUAUGUUUGAUGCAACAAGUCCCUUAAAGGGAUCUGCUUGUACUAGAAGUCUGAAUUUUAUAGAGGGAAUUUCCAAAACUUCACUUACAAAGCAAGCAUCUGAUCUAAAUGGUUCUUCUGUAAAGGUUUUAAAUUGUCAUGACUCAGUGAUUUAUAUAUUAGCACCUUUAAGAUAUGCCACUGUGUAUGGGUGUUCUGAUGCAACUAUAGUUCUUGGGGCCAUUGGCAAGGCUGUAAGAGUGGAGCAUUGUGAACGUGUGCAAGUGAUAGUAGCAGCAAAACAAAUUUGCAUUGCCAAUUGUCGUGAGUGUGUUUUCUUCCUAGGCAUAAAUCAGAGACCACUCAUUCUUGGAGAUAAUCAUAAACUGAAGGUAGCACCAUAUAACACAUAUUAUCCACAAUUGGAGGAACACAUGAUCCAAGUUGGUGUUGAUGCAAGUUUUAACAGAUGGAAUGAGCCCCUGGUGCUGGGCAUGGUUGAUCUACAUGAUUCAUUAUCUCAUCCUGCUGGGGUCUCUGAUGUUCAAUCUGAAUCGGCAACAUGCCUUGAUCCUGAUCAGUUUACAAAUUUCUUGAUUCCCAAUUGGGUGGGUGGUGAGUCACCCAAGUCCACAAAACACAAUCCAUUUCCGUUGCCUGAGGUCUAUAUGGCAUCACAGCAGAAAAACCUUCAGAAUUUAGGGGAAAUAAAGCAGUCUUUGAGAGAAUUGCAGCUUGAGGAGAGCCGAAAACGGGAACUAUCUAGUGCUCUUCACGUAUACUUCAAAGAUUGGCUUUAUACUUCUGGAAAUAUCCGUCAGCUUUACUGUCUACAAGGUGACUGAGGUUGUUAGGUGUUGUCGCAUGAUCAAGCUCUUGCAGUGAUGGUAAACUGGGUGAUUUUCUCGGUCAUUAUGGUCAUUUUGACAUGAGACUUCAUCUGUCGCCAUUUCUGGUAAGACUGCAGGCAGUAGAGAAUGGUAACAUGUUUCGUGCUGUGAUGCAUCCACUUAUCUUAUGAAGCUGGCACAAUGCAAUAGUAAUAUUUGGGAUGAAUUGUCCAUGUUCUUUUGUUAACCAGGGUUCACUCCUUGUGAAAUUGAGGUUUUUGGUUUCUUGGGUUUAAUCUUUUAUCCUUUUAUAUUUAGUUUUCUUGGGGAUUUAAUUAUUGGUUGAAAUAAUCUCUUGUAGAUAGAACAGAUUUUUUAUUGAAUCGAUUUGUUAUUUGGCAAGCAUCUA
Molecule: messenger RNA, 2226 nt
Organism: Nelumbo nucifera (sacred lotus)
Lineage: Eukaryota; Viridiplantae; Streptophyta; Magnoliopsida; Proteales; Nelumbonaceae
Source: RefSeq, a predicted model, not a curated record